Gavia stellata (red-throated loon) is the source of this 1515-nucleotide messenger RNA. It is a transcript of the gene DCTN5, whose product is annotated as dynactin subunit 5. Lineage: Eukaryota; Metazoa; Chordata; Aves; Gaviiformes; Gaviidae. The transcript has 6 exons. The record is from RefSeq and is a predicted model, not a curated record. The coding region runs from base 1 to 549 and encodes 182 amino acids.
AUGGAGCUGAGCGAGAUGCUCUACAACAAGUCCGAGUACAUCGAGACGGCGUCCGGCAAUAAGGUGAGCCGACAGUCCGUGCUGUGCGGCAGCCAGAACAUCGUUCUCAACGGCAAGACAAUAGUUAUGAACGACUGCAUCAUCCGCGGUGACCUGGCAAACGUACGGGUUGGACGACACUGUGUGGUGAAAAGCCGCAGUGUCAUUAGACCGCCCUUCAAGAAGUUUAGUAAAGGGGUGGCUUUUUUCCCUCUCCACAUCGGUGACCACGUCUUCAUAGAAGAGGACUGUGUUGUCAAUGCAGCCCAGAUUGGCUCCUAUGUCCACAUAGGCAAAAACUGUGUCAUUGGUCGUAGAUGCGUUUUGAAAGACUGCUGCAAAAUCUUAGACAACACAGUACUACCUCCUGAGACAGUAGUCCCACCCUUCACAGUCUUCUCGGGCUGCCCAGGACUCUUCUCUGGUGAACUCCCAGAAUGUACCCAGGAGCUUAUGAUUGACGUCACAAAGAGCUAUUACCAGAAGUUCUUGCCGCUCACUCAGGUCUAGUAGCCUAUUUACCGUGUUUCAGAGCAGUAAAGGCAUGCGGGAGUAUUCUGGGGGCGGGAAGAGGGAUAUUGUUCAGUGAGACCGGGGCACAGCCCUCCGCUGUUCCUGAGCACUUCUGUGAGUGUUCCUCAACACUAAUGGUCUGGCCAAGCAGUCCCUCGUGAAAGCUGCUGUGUCAUGUUGUUUAAACUUUGUAUCUCAUUUGAAUGUAAUUCAUUCCAUGUUGUCUGAAUUGUGCCAUUAAAUGUUCUGGAGUUAGGAAAGCUGAUACAAUUCCCUUUAGGGCAGCAUCUCCUUCCUGCAGCUGGGGAACGAGGCAGAGUUGACCACGCACACUCUGCAGCCUAAGCUUGUCUUUCAUGUCAAUUCUGUUCCUAACCCAAAGCAAGUGGGUUUACAUUUGCUAGAAGCGUUCUCUAUCCUAGAAUGGAAGUGCUGUGUGGCCUAUGUGCCUGUCAUGGGCAGUUACUUACCAGGGUUCAUUAGAUCCAGUGCUUUCCUUCAGCAAAAUAUUUGCCACUCUAUAGCACUGCGUGUUGAGGUGGGUGGCCUCUUCCUUUUCUCCCUGUGGACUGAGAUUCUCUCCUAUAGGGACAGGGUAUUGUUCAUCAUCUUUAGGCUUUAGGACUUUUGGGUGACAUUGAAACCUGUCUUUCUAGACCUUGCCUGACAGGACACUUCUUAGCUUUUAGCUCUUAAGGUAGACGUCAGUCCUGUGCUCUCACCCGUCACGCAGGGUUAGCACUCUCAUGGCCAAUGAAUGUUCUGCUUCCUGAACAUCGCAGACCUUAAAGAGCCAAAGGGCUUUGGAAGGAGGAUUGCCAUGUCACUCACAGAAUUCAGUGCGGCAGAAAGUGGGUAAUCAAACGCAGAAACCGGAGGUGGGUGAGAGAAUGCUGCAAUUGUCCCCAUUUAUUAUUCUGUAUCUUUGCAGAAAGCUCUUUGGUGCUUCUCUGCAUUACAAAA